GUAGAUUCCCAUAUUGAGUCACACACACAUACAGUCACAACACUCAGAUCAUCGUCAGGAAGGGUCACGGAUAAUUGCUCUGAUCCAGAUCGGGUGCAGGUGGCUCAGACUCACUCUACAAGACCAGAACCAGUUGACCCAGUCAUCAGAACAGCCACAGUCUCAGUUGACCAGUGAAGACCAGUCAACGAGUGACUACCAGACCAGCCAGAGGCUAGACCUGGUCCCACUAUCAGAGGAGAAAGUAGAGGUCCUCAAGGUGUACCUCGAGUCCCACAAACAGAGAGAAGCGGAACACCAGCAGUGUCAAGAUGCUGACAGACGAGGUGUCUCAGAUACAGGAGGUUCGGUACUGUCUGAAGACCUUGAGGGAACAGAUGGCCACCAGACAGAAUAAUAACAACAACAAGGUCAGGGAGAAUUCAGAGGACAGUGCUAAGCUAAGGGAGGUGAGCAAGCGCCUGUAUGCUCAGCUGCAGGAGUCAGAGAAGAGACACCAGGAGGAGAAAGACAGACUGCAGACUGAAAGCGGUGAGUUCAGCUGGCGUCUGGACAAGCAGUCGAAGCACCUGCAGCAAGUGGAGGGGGAGGCAGAGGAGAGAGGUCAGAGGGUGGAGGAGUUGGAGCGGCUGCUGGGGGGCAUGGAGCUGGAGGGUGAUGUCCUGAGGGACAAAAUGGCCACCAGCGAGGCUGAACUGCUACAGCUGAGAGCAGCCAAGGAGGGGGAGCAGGAGAAAAAGCAGAGAACUGAGGAGCUGGAGAAGGAGGUGGCUGUCCUGAAGGAGAAGAUCCAUCAUCUGGACGACAUGCUGAAGAGCCAGCAGAGGAAGGUCCGCCACAUGAUCGAACAGCUGCAGAACUCACGGACAGUGAUCCAGGAGAGAGAUCGAGUGAUCAGGGAUCUAGAGGAGAAGGUGGCUUUUCUGGAAGCUGAGAACACAGAGAUGCGUGACCAGAUGGAGUACUUCCUGGAGGGUCAGAAGCCCGCCUCUCCGCCCACCAAAGAAUGCAAACCCAAACCCCAGAUCGUCUACAGUUCACCCUAGGGAGAGACAAUCAAGACAAAGCAGUGCAGCUCUGUUGUCACUCAGACACACUGGAGGAGUUUUCAGCGCACCGUUCUGUGACCUAGUUAAUCAGGAUACCUCCACUUUAGGGUCCAUUGGUCGCAUUCCUGUGUUUGCAGUACACCUUACACACAGAGGCAUGCAGUUGUUUGUUAACAUUUUACAGAUGUCUCCGAUUUAAACAACUUGUUUUUCUCUGACAUUAGAUGGAGGUUGUAGAUAGAAAUCAAUAGUUCAAAUUAGUAGAAUUAUGAGUUAUGAUUUUCUUUCUUUAUUACUAAAUAAUGUAAUAUUGUACAGAAAAGUAAUAUCCUCUUUAUACCUAGUUUACCUCUGUUAGUUAUUAACCAAGUAGAUAAAUGGUUAUACUGAAAAAUACAACCUGCUGUUAUAAUGCUGCAUGUGGUGGCUGUCGGAUGUACAGUAUCAAUACAAUUAAUAAUAUAAAUAUGUAUAAAUCUAACCUGCCUUCUAAGCAUAAAUAUGCAAGUGGCUUACAGUUGUCUCACCUCUCAAGAUUAGAGGUUUUCAGUCUUUGGCCUUUUAAAAGGGGUAGUGUGUUAAAUGAUCAUUACACCCUGCAUGUAUACUGUAUAACUACUGAUGAUAAUGGGGUGUCCCCCAAAUGGCACCCUAUUCCCGCUUUGGGCCCUGGUCAAAAGUAGUGCACUAUAUAGGGAAUAUGGUACCAUUUGAGACACAACCAUGGUGUGGUAUUAUCCUAUACUAUUAUUACAGAUUUUGCUGUCUGGUUUAAGAGCUCUUAUUUUAUGAAAUAAUUAUAUUUGUUCUGUUACAGUAAUGGCCCCUUUUACAAACCAAGCAUAUUUAAUGUGAAA
Molecule: messenger RNA, 1906 nt
Organism: Coregonus clupeaformis (lake whitefish)
Lineage: Eukaryota; Metazoa; Chordata; Actinopteri; Salmoniformes; Salmonidae
Product: tuftelin-like
Exons: 10
Coding region: 312-1046 (244 amino acids)
Biological process (GO): intracellular signal transduction
Cellular component (GO): intracellular anatomical structure
Source: RefSeq, a predicted model, not a curated record